This is a messenger RNA of Linum tenue, 212 nucleotides long. The record is from the annotation of a GenBank genome assembly. Lineage: Eukaryota; Viridiplantae; Streptophyta; Magnoliopsida; Malpighiales; Linaceae.
CCGCCGCCGUCGUCGCCGAUAGUGGAAGGAAUUUUGCAAGAUGACAAGAUCCAAAAGAUGUUCGAUUCCAGCUCCUCCAUGAGAAGGGGAGGUGGAGGCACAUCACUGGCUAAAACUAUUGCUUUCUCAUUUCUUAUGUGGUUGUGCUUUUUCGGAUUUGAGAUUCUGGGAUUGCCAAGUUGUAAUGGCAUUGAUUACUAGUUUUAUCGCGG